Molecule: messenger RNA, 3899 nt
Organism: Oncorhynchus kisutch (coho salmon)
Lineage: Eukaryota; Metazoa; Chordata; Actinopteri; Salmoniformes; Salmonidae
Product: protein ANTAGONIST OF LIKE HETEROCHROMATIN PROTEIN 1
Exons: 5
Coding region: 2300-3475 (391 amino acids)
Source: RefSeq, a predicted model, not a curated record
GGGACCUUAUCUAGACAGGUGUGUGCCUUUCCAAAUCAUGUCCAAUCAAUUGAAUUUACCACAUGUCCAAUCAAGUUGUAGAAACAUCUUAAGGAUGAUCAAUGCAAACAGGGUGCACCUGAGCUAAAUUUUUUGUCUCAUAGCAAAGGUUCUGAAUACUUAUAUAAAAACGGUAUUUCUGUUUUUUAUUUUUAAUAACUUUGCAAACAUUUCUAAAAACCUCAUUAUGGGGUUUUGUGUGUAGAUUGAGGAUGUAUUUAUUUAUUUAAUACAUUUUAGAAUAAGGCUGUAACAUAACAAAAUGUGGAAAAAGUAAAUGGGUCUGAAUACUUUCGAAAGGCACUGUUCAUAAAGAUGUCCCAACAGCCAAUCUUUCUUUUCAGCACCAUGGAGUGAAUUCUUACUACCGCUACAACUGGCUAUCGGCGGAGCCUUGUCUGGCAGCGAAACGGUUAAUUUAGCCUCAUUUACUCCCUUUAAAAAAAAAAAACAUAGCUGAUAUGGCUGACUUGCUUAACUUCUCUGAUCUACCGAUCCCGGAUACGGUUUGAAUUCGACAACAUACGGUGUUCGCCACAAAUAGUCAUAUUAAAGAUUCCUGAAAAUACAAGUGUCUCACAUUCUUCAAAAGCCUAGAAUCUUGCUAAUCCAACUGCGUUGUCAGAUUUAAAAAAGGAUUUACUGCGAAAGAAUACGAUGCGAUUAUCUGAGCACAGACCCCCAUAUCAAACUACUUGUUCAACCAGCACUUGCGUAACAAAAUUACAGAUUGCAUUGAAAUAAAUCGUUUACCUUUGAAGAUCUUGCUCUGUUUGCAAUCCCAAGGCUCAUUGUUACACAAUGAAUGGUCUUUUGUUCGGUUAAAUCCAUUUUUUAUAGCCUAACACAAAACAUUUUGUGAACGCUUAUCUCGUUGAAUUUUGUGUCAUUCAAUUUUCGACUAAACAUCCUACGUAAAUACACAGACUAUACCUGACUUUAUCCGGUCAUGUUUGGUUUCCUUGCAAUCAACGGUUUGUUUGUAACACAACCAAACCUGAUGGGUCAUUUCGCGGGACGUAUUGACCCGAAAAAAAUGAUUGGAAGAUAACAAGUGAUGAGCUCAUUGUGCACCAAUUAUAUGACCACUGUCUCGUUGAUUGACUGUAUUUUAACCCAAUGACCACUGAUCGUCUUGAAAUCUAGCUGGGUAGAUAGCCAAUGAGCUGAGGUAAGCGGCAAUAUGCAAUGGUUGUGUGUUGGAAGACCAACCCAUGUCGUAAACUCCAGCGUAAAGAGAGUAAUUCGCUAUUGAAGUUUUAUUCCGGAAGGAGCUACGCAUUGUACGCACAGCGUUGUUUUUGGUAAACGCGCAGAUUCAGCUGUUUAUAUAUCAAUCAGUAUAGCGACUAAGUCAGGGAAAGCUAAAUCUAAGUCUAGUUGUACAGAUGUACACACAAUUUUAGAAGAAAUUGAUCGGAAAAGUGAGACAGAGAUUGUUGUAGGACGAUUCAUUUAGCGAUUCCCAAGUGGAGGAAUAUUUUUUUAACUGAGAGGACACCGUUGUAGCCACUAUGUAUAAUCUGUAAAGUGCCUGCAGAAGAGGAACAACGUCACCGUUUUGGACUGGUACGUUCUUCUCAUGCUAAUGCCGUUGUUUGAAAUUAAUAAUUUUAAAUAUAUUUGUGAAAUGAAAUUGCCUAUGAGGCUGUUGAGGGGAGGGCAGGCCCACAACAAUGGCCAAAGUGAAAUGGAGACCGUAGAUACAGCUGGUCUGUUGUAAUAUAAUAGAGACAGUAGAUCUAGCUGAAAUGUCAUAAUAUAAAAGAGACAGUAGAUGUAGCAGGUAUAUAAUAAUAUAUUCAACCUUAUGUUCCAUGUACUCUAUAUAUAUAUCUGUUUAUUAUAACUCAGCAGCACAAUAUUGUGUAGAGCUUUGGCAAAGUGGGUGAUGUUAUAUCCUUCCUGUUUGGCCCUGUCUGGGGGUAUCAUCGGAUGGGGCCACAGUGUCUCCUGACCCCUCCUGUCUCAGCUUCCAGUAUUUAUGCUGCAGUAGUUUAUGUGUCGGGGGGCUGGGGUCAGUUUGUUAUAUCUGGAGUAUUUCUUCUGUCUUAUCCGGUGUCCUGUGUGAAUUUAAGCGUGCUCUCUCUAAUUCUCUCUUUCUCUCUCUCUGAGGACCUGCGCCCUAGGACCAUGCGUCAGGACUACCUGGCAUGAUGACUCCUCGCUGUCCCCAGUCCACCUGGCCUUGCUGCUGUUCCAGUUUCAACUGUUCUGCCUGUAGCUAUGGAACCCUAAACUGUUCAUAUUUACUCUUGAGAUGCUGACAGCUCGAGACGUGCGCUGCAGCUGUGACAUCCGUACCCGACCCUGGACCAGCACGGAGUGCACUGAUUGGUGGGAGCAGGUAGUGAUGACUGAGUUCCAGCCCUCUGAUUGGCUGGAGAAGUUCCGCAUGAGCCGGGAGACCUUCUUCUUCCUGUGUGGCAAGCUGAAACCCCGCCUGGCUCGCCAGGACACCCACUUCCGCCGGGCGCUUCCGCUGGAGAAGCGUGUGGCGGUUGCCCUGUGGCGGCUGGCGUCCAACAUUGAGUACCGCACCAUCAGUGGGCUGUUUGGUGUGGGCAGCUCCACGGUGUGUAAGUGUGUGAGGGACGUUUGUCACGCCAUCGUCGCACUACUCCGGCCCGUCUACCUAUGCUCGCCCAGCGUACAGGAAGUAGAAGACUCUGCACGUCACUUCCUAUCUCGCUGGGGCUUCCCUCACUGCGUGGGCGCCGUGGCAACCCUCCACACUGCCAUCCUCACGCCGUCCGCUAACGUGGCCAACUACGCCAACCCAGAUGGGUGGCUCUCUGUGGUCUCCCAGGUGGCUGUGAACGGGCUGGGUCAGUUCUGGGACGUCUGUGCUGGUUUCCCUGGCAGCACUGAGCCGACAGCCAUCUUGCAGAACUCAGCACUUUGGGCGUCGGCCUCUGAGGGCGUGCUGUCACCUGACCCACCCCCGAGAUUCAUGGGAAAACCCCUGAGAUAUGUGUUGUUGGGGGAGUCAGGGUACCCCCUCCAGCCCUGGCUGAUGAAGGCCUAUUCCAAGAAGAAGGAGGAAGAUGAUGUGGAGGAGGAGGAUGGAGGGCAUGCGGAGGCACGGAGGGCCUUCAACCAGCGAUUUGUGCGGGCGUGGCGUGGGGCGGCAACGGCGCUUCUUCGCCUGCGGGCGCGCUGGCAAUGCCUGAGCAAGAGGAACGACUGCAGCCUGGACGUGGUGCCCACCAUGAUCCUGGCCUGCUGCAUCCUGCAUAACGUGUGUGAGGCCCAUGGAGAUUUGUUCCGGGGGGAAUGGCAUGGCGAGGUGACCAAGGGUGAGAACCCCCAGCCUGGUCACACUGCGGCCCGCGCCCCCUCUCCCUCUGGAAGUUCAGACCACCUCCAGGGUGAGGAGGUCAGAAAAUUGUUCUGUCACUACUUCCAGCAGUCACAACUACAACAACAGGAUUAAUGGAAUGGACAGUGUUGUGAUGGGGAAAGAGGGGGAAAAAAUAUAGAAUUCUCCACAAGAUUCUCACGACUGUAUACAUAGCCCUUGCCAGCAUUCCAGUUACUGUUCCUACAAUCUAUAUCAGCCUGUAUUCAUAAAGCAUCUCAGAAUAGUAGAUAGUGCUGAUCUAAGAUCAGCUUGGCCUUUUUAGAUCAUAGUGAACAAGAUUAUGGACAGGGGGGACCUGAUCCUAGAUCUGCACUCCUAUUCUGAGAUACUUUCUCUCUCUCUCGUGCAACUCCUCUCUGUUCUGUUACUGUUUUUUGGGGUUUUUGUUCUCUCGUAGGUUGUUAGUGUGUCUAAAUAGUUGUGUAGCUCAGUGUUCAUGUGCAUAUGGGGUAUAUAGUCAUGCUUUUUAUUGAUGCACAAUACAAGUUACAUUUUC